Molecule: messenger RNA, 573 nt
Organism: Cyphellophora europaea CBS 101466
Lineage: Eukaryota; Fungi; Ascomycota; Eurotiomycetes; Chaetothyriales; Cyphellophoraceae
Exons: 2
Coding region: 1-573 (190 amino acids)
Cellular component (GO): mitochondrion
Molecular function (GO): carbon-nitrogen ligase activity, with glutamine as amido-N-donor
Source: RefSeq, a predicted model, not a curated record
AUGGCAUCAUCAGCACUCUACGCGUCUCGAGCGCUCCGCUCAUCCACCUGCACCACAUGUCUCCGCCGCUACGGUCUAAGCUCGCUGCGCUAUUCGUCUACGGACGCCGCACCUCCUCUGCUAGCGCAAAUUAAGAAGGACCUGAUGGCCGCUAUGCGUGCCAAAGACAAAGCAAGGUCGAAUGUACUGCGCGGCAUCAUUUCCGAAACGACCCAGAUGGCUAGUGGUGCGAAUCCCAUCAAGACUGAUUUACAAGUACUUGCUAUGCUUAAAAAGAGGAAGUCUGCGUCGCAGAAUGCGGCGAAGGAGGCUGAGGAGGCAAAACGCCCUGAUCUGAAGGAGAAGCAGGAGCAGGAGAUCGCCAUACUGGAUGAGUAUGCUGGCAGCAUAGCAUUACUGUCGUUGGAGGAGCUCGAAGCAGCAGUCAAAGCUACUGUGGAGAAGCUCGGCGAAGAUGGAAAAAAUCAAGGCAGAGUCAUGAAAGAGCUCCUGCGAUCUGGUGGGCCCCUGGAUGGAAAACCGGUCGACAAAGCUCAGCUAGCAGGCGUUGUGAAGAGUAGCUUGAGCAGCUGA